CAUCUGGGAUUCUAGAAGCUACCGAACUGCUUACUCCCGCGACUCCUCGCUAUGUCAAUCGUUUAAAAGAGAGAUUAACAGCAGGCCCUCUCUCAUCGUUCGCUACUUCGUCUGAUCAGUCACAAGGGAAAAACCCUAAUUGCGCUCGAGAGAUCGGGAGAUGGCGAAGCGUUUGCUACCAAGCUUGAACCGGAUCUUGGUGGAGAAGAUCGUUCCUCCCUCUAAGACCAACUCCGGUAUUCUUCUCCCCGACAAAGGCCCAAAGCUGAACUCUGGGAAGGUGGUGGCGGUAGGUCCGGGGACACGAGACAAGGAGGGGAACCUCAUCCCUGUAUCUGUGAAGGAAGGGGAAACUGUUCUCUUGCCGGAAUACGGCGGCACCCAAGUCAAGCUCGGUGACAAAGAGUACCAUUUGUACAGAGACGACGAUAUCUUGGGAACCCUACACGAUUAAUUGUCACUUGUCAGUGAUCUAAAUGACGGAUAUAGAAAUGAAUGAACGGUGAAUGUUUAGGGAAUGACUGAGUUGAGUUAUGUCUCUUCUAGUUGUAGUGUUUGAAAAUUUUUAAGAAUGGGUGCCUCCAUUUUGAGACUUGAAUCAAGCAUUCUUGAUAGCUAAAUGAGAUGUUGCGUUUUAUUCCUCUC
Molecule: messenger RNA, 645 nt
Organism: Nelumbo nucifera (sacred lotus)
Lineage: Eukaryota; Viridiplantae; Streptophyta; Magnoliopsida; Proteales; Nelumbonaceae
Product: 10 kDa chaperonin-like
Cellular component (GO): mitochondrion
Molecular function (GO): ATP binding; metal ion binding; protein folding chaperone
Source: RefSeq, a predicted model, not a curated record